Messenger RNA from Ictalurus furcatus (blue catfish), 4316 nucleotides. RefSeq names its product mcf.2 cell line derived transforming sequence-like b (gene mcf2lb). The coding region runs from base 556 to 3804 and encodes 1082 amino acids. The record is from RefSeq and is a predicted model, not a curated record. Lineage: Eukaryota; Metazoa; Chordata; Actinopteri; Siluriformes; Ictaluridae. The transcript has 31 exons. Gene Ontology annotation, molecular function: guanyl-nucleotide exchange factor activity. Gene Ontology annotation, cellular component: extrinsic component of membrane; cytoplasm. Gene Ontology annotation, biological process: intracellular signal transduction; positive regulation of Rho protein signal transduction.
UUCGCUGACUUAUUAGCCACCUUAGCCUCAUGGGUCUAGUGCAAACCUGAACAUGGUUGAUUGACUAAAUUUGUGGUAAGAGGGAAGCUGCACACAUUUAUAACUUUAACAUUACGAUGCUUUAUCUUUGUACAAAUAAAUAGAAAUGUAGCUACAUGAAUGAGUGUUUAAGAGUCUACAGUCUGUAACUUUCAUCAUGGCGGACACAGAUAGCACACAACAUUAUUUGAAUGGCCUGAAUCCAGCCUUUGUUAUACCACUUGGCCUGAUAAGAUCAAACUCUCUCUCUCUCACACACACACACACACACAUCCAUUCAUUAAUGACUGUCAGGAGUAAGAGAAAGGGUUUCUUAUGAUAGGGGGUGUAGGAUUUACUGAAAUUGUGUUAGAAAGAGAAACAGAGAGAGAGAGAGAGAGAGAGAGAGAGAGAGAUGUUAAUUGAUUCAAGCACAUGUCUCAGGUAGCGAGUUCCCACACAAGCUGGAUGUGGCUAAGAGCUGUCUCAUAUUAGACCAUGAGAGAGUAGCUUUGAGGUGGCGGACAGUCAGAAGAGAUGGAUGUACAAAACAGACAACGAUGCAUACGCAUUCCACUGAAAGAGGCAGAAAAAUAUCACCGGUUGACCCUCUGCUGUCGUCAUCUCUACAAUGAGAUUAUGCAAAAGGAGACAAGUCCAAUCUGUGCUGCUGACAUUAUCACUGAACUGAAGAAGAAGUUUGCCUUCCUGUCAGGUGGCAGAGGGCAGGAUGGCAGUCCUAUCAUUAUCUUCCCAGAAUUCACAUCAUUUGGUGAGAUCAGUGAUCAAGAGUUUCACAAUGUUCUCACCUAUCUCACAAGUGUUCCCAGUUUGAGUGCAGCAGGGGUGGGCUUCAUCUUAGUGAUUGACAGGCGCCAGGAUCGCUGGACAUGUGUGAAAGGGACAUUACUCCGUAUCUCGAGUGGCUUCCCAGGAAACCUACGGCUGGUCCUGGUGCUGCGGCCCCACACACUCCUCCAGCGCACUCUUUCAGACAUUUUCUUCAAAUUCCAUGGAGACGAUUUCAAGAUGAAAGUGCCGGUUAUCAUGCUGAGCUCAGUGGCUGAGUUACAUUCGUAUAUAGAGCGAAGUCAGCUGACCCAAGAACUAGGUGGCACUCAGCAAUAUUGCCAUAACACCUGGAUCUCCCACCGCACAGACAUAGAAGGCUUUGCUGUCUUAGUAAAGAGGAUGACACAAAAACUGCAGGUGUUUGGUAGGGAGCUGGCAGAGACUGAGCUACCAGACACCACUCUAGCAACCAGCAAUCUGCUCAAAACACACAGCAGCAAGAAAGAUAGCAUGAAGGAGGAGCUGGCGGGAGCUCUGGGACAAGGGCGUAAGAUCUUGGGGAACAUCCGUGAACCGGUGCGCAGGGACCCAGACGGCACUCUGAACCCAGACCAGCUGGAGAACUUGGCCACUGUGCAUAGGCUAUUGUCUCAGUUAAAUGAGAGUUCGACAGCAUUUGAUGAUUUCUGGCUACAGCAUCAGAAUAAGCUGGAACAGUGCUUGCAACUCUGCCAAUUUGAGCACAACUUUCAGGAGGUCACAGCAGAGCUGAAGCUAGUGACUGAUAGACUGGCUGCUUUCUCACAUGUAGGAAUAAGCCAAACCUACACAGAACAUCUUCUCAUAGAACUGACUAACCAGGAAGACAAAUCCUUUGAACUUCUGGACAGGAUGGAAGCACUGAUUAUUGAAGGCCAACGUUUCACUGACAGCUGUGAAAAUAGUAAUGAUAAUGUCAAGAUGAAGUGUGCUGACCUGCAAAAUGCCAAAGAGAAUCUCUUACAGAAGCUCAAAACCAAGAGAUGUCUGCUGCUACAGGCCAUCGAGCUCCAUCAGAAAUUGCAGAGUGUGUGUAAAUGGUCUGAUGAUGGUAUUUAUAUACUGGCAUCUCAGCAGCUUGACAAGUGUCAGUCACAGGAGGGGGCGGAGUCUGCACUGCAGGAGCUGGAGGGCUACAUGGAGACAGGCAAUGAGCUACAGCAGUGGGAUGUAUGUGUGUUCUGCAGAGAGUAUGAAAGUGUGUUAAGCAAAGAGCUGAAGGAACAAGUAGAGCGAGUGUUUGAAAAAAGGGUUUUGCUACAGGAGAUGUUUGAGAAACGGAGGGUCAGUCUAAAGAAGCUAGCAGCCAAACAGACACGCCCAGUCCAGCCUGUGGCCCCUACGCCUGAAGCCAUUAAAUCGCCUCCUUCCUCACCAGAUCUUAGAGACUGUGGGAAGAGCCAUGCUAGUAUAGACCCCCACAGUGACUUUAAUGAAGUGUCUUCUGAGCAAAAUACUGGAGGCAGCCGUACUGUCUCAGUGUCGGACGAGGAGGAAAACCUGGCUGUACUCCGCAGGCAUGUAAUGAAUGAGCUGCUGGAAACAGAAAGAGCAUAUGUAGAAGAACUUCUGUGUGUUCUACAGGGCUAUGCUGCUGAGAUGGACAACCCUGCCAUGGCUUCCAUCAUUCCUGCUGCCCUGCAGAACAAAAAGAAUGUGCUGUUCGGUAACAUGCAGGAGAUCUACUUCUUCCACAAAACGAUAUUUCUGAGAGAGUUGGAAACUUACACUGAUCACCCUGAACUUGUGGGCCGCUGUUUUCUUGAGAGGAUGGGAGACCUGCAGAUUUAUGAGAAAUACUGCCAUAAUAAACCUCGAUCUGAGAGCCUGUGGAGACAGUGCUCAGAUUGUGCAUUCUUUCAGGAAUGUCAGAAGAAACUGGAACACAAACUAGGGUUGGACUCUUACCUACUGAAGCCUGUUCAGAGAAUUACUAAAUACCAACUCCUACUGAAGGAGCUGAUUAAGUACAGUAAAGGCUGUGAGGGUGUUGUGGAGCUACAGGCAGCUCUCUCAUCUUUACUGGGCAUCCUGAAGGCAGUCAAUGAUUCAAUGCACCUUAUUGCAAUCAACGGAUAUGAGGGUAACCUUGGCGACCUGGGCCGGCUGCUGAUGCAGGGUUCAUUCAGUGUGUGGGCAGAACAUAAGCGUGGCCAUGUGAAGAUGAUGGAUCUGGCACGUUUCAAACCCAUGCAGAGACAUCUGUUCUUACAUGAGAAAGCUCUGCUCUUCUGUAAGAAACGUGAAGAAAAUGGCGAAGGAUAUGAAAAAGCACCAUCCUACAGCUUCAAACAGGAGCUGAGUAUGAGUGCCAUUGGAAUCACUGAACAUGCCAAAGGAGACAAUAAAAAGUUUGAGAUCUGGUUGAACUCCAGAGAUGAAGUAUACACGGUGCAGGCGGCAUCGGAAGAGAUUAAGACUAUCUGGGUGAGAGAAAUCCGGAAACUUCUGACAGGACAGCUGGAGGCCUGCAGGGAAGCUAGCCAGCAGAAGACUACUUCUCAAUUAAAUGCAGAGGACAAUUCACUUGAAAGACCAGUGAGAGAUGGACUGAGUAAUAUGAACGGAGAAGUCGAGAAACAGAGGACAGAAGAGGAAGGAGACAAUGAACCUAGCAGCCCAGGUCACAAGAAACCAGAGAGAGCAAUGAGUUCAUUCUCUGGCUCCGACACCAAGCCCAAGCGACAGGAUGUCAAAAGUGACCCAACACCUUUAGAAACAGGGUCACACCCCCAUUUAAGUGGAGUCAAGUGGUUAAGUACAUCGAGCCUGUUUCAGAAUCGUAGGAAAGGAUGGAUUAAAGGCUCUGUUUCAUUGGAUCCCUCUGAAGAACAUGUUGGGUAUUUCAUCCAUGAAGAUCAGGUGACCUCUGAGCCAGCAGAGGAACAAGAAAAUAAACUUGACUGUGAAUGCGUGAGUGCUACAGGUGAAGAACCCAAAGCAACAGAAUCAUAGGAUGGACAACCAUAAAAAGAUUGAAAUGGUUCCAAGAGCCUCUGUCCUGCAGAAAAAGGGACCAGACUACUUCUAGAAAAUCACCUGCUGUUCUACAAGUUCUCCUCCUUCAUACAAUAUAGCACAAAAUGUCAAACACUUCCAUGUGUCACAAUGUUCCUAGCCCUUUAAAGAAAGUGAACUUCCAGUGUGCAGGUGUUAUGGUGGUUAAGUCUAACACUCCUUACAUUAAGCAAAUGUCAACUUUGUUUUUACAUGAGUACAGCCUUAACUUCCAUGUAUUAUUAGCAUAUUAUAUAUGCAAAUAUUAUUUUAUGGCUGUGCCUGUGCUUUCCCUUAUGUAAAGUCUGUUUGUCUAUCUACAGUAAUAGAAUUCUGUUCGUGUAUAUGUAUAUAUAAAAUAAAACUGAAUCUUCAACAGACUUUUUAGUACCCUGAAAAAUUCAGAGUGGUUUGUACUGUUACUCAGGGACGUUCCAUAGUGCUUAACUCUAAAUUACUCACUCCUUGCU